This is a messenger RNA of Daldinia childiae, 765 nucleotides long. Its product is annotated as N-acetyltransferase 9-like protein. The record is from RefSeq and is a predicted model, not a curated record. NCBI's taxonomy places the organism in Eukaryota, Fungi, Ascomycota, Sordariomycetes, Xylariales, Hypoxylaceae. Bases 1 to 765 code for a protein of 254 amino acids. Gene Ontology annotation, molecular function: N-acetyltransferase activity. Gene Ontology annotation, biological process: protein acetylation. The transcript has 3 exons.
AUGAGGUUGAAUGAAAAUAUUGCUCUAACAGCCAUCUCGACCAGCAAGGUCUUGCUCGUGCCGUACGACGCGCACCAUGUACAGCAGUACCACAGGUGGAUGGAAGAUCCAUCCAUCCGCGAAGCCACCGCCUCGGAACGCCUCUCGCUAGACGAGGAGUACGAGAACCAAGCGUCGUGGCGCGAGUCCCGGGAUAAACUCACGUUUAUCGUGUGUGCACCACUACUACGCGACGAUGAUGUCUCGAGUACGGAUGAAAUUGGGGAGGUCGUGAUGGCGGGAGUAGGAGAUGCGGUGGAUAGGAUGGUGGGGGAUGUUAAUUUGUUCUUGAGCGUCUGGGAUGGCGAUGAGGAGGGACAAGAGCAGGGACACAAGGAAGCGAAGACGUACUACACGGCGGAAAUCGACAUAAUGAUCGCGGACCCCAAGUUCCGGCGCAUGGGUCUUGGCCGCGCGGCCGUCGCUACGUUCUUGUACUUUGUGCGACGGCGUUUAGACGGCAUCCUAGCUGAGUACACGGGCUCUCUCGACAGCAAGCCUGUGCUGAAAGAUGUCGUGGCCAAGAUCAACGCGGAUAACAAAGCUAGCAUCGUGCUGUUCCAAGCCCUUGGGUUUAAGCAGAGAGGCGAGGCGAACUAUUUCGGCGAGAUAGAGAUGGUGUUUGAUGGGUUUGGGGAGACGGACGAGUGGAGAAAGACUGGCUCUUCUGUGAUGGGGGAUACGUAUAGGGAGUUGUUUUAUGAUAGGUCGCAGUUGGGGGAGUAG